AUGACUUCAAUACAAAAACAAGUCGGCCAGCUCUUCGCAGUCGGCUUUUAUGGUCUCUCCCCAAGCCCCGAGAUCAAGACUUUAAUUCACGACUACCACCUCGGAGGGAUCGUACUGUUCUCACGCAACUUUGAAAAUGCAGAACAGCUUCAGGCCUUGACACAUGAUCUACAGCAGGAGGCUAAGUUAGCGGGACACCAGCGACCGCUGCUUAUUGGGAUCGAUCAAGAGAAUGGAUUCGUGACUCGAAUUUCUCCCCCGGCCGCUGCUCAAGUCCCAGGGCCCAUGGCCCUUGGAGCUACGCACGACCCAGAAUGCGCCUACAGUGCGGGGAAAGCCACAGGCGAAACGUUGAGUUUCUUCGGAAUCAACAUGAACUAUGCCCCCGUCUGCGACAUUAAUUCGGAGCCGUUGAAUCCGGUUAUUGGUGUACGCAGCCCGGGAGAUGAUCCCGAAUUCGUGGGUCGCUUUGCCAGCGCGACAGCGCGGGGACUGCGGGAAACGAACAUCGUUCCCAGCGUGAAGCAUUUCCCUGGUCAUGGCGAUACUGCGGUUGACUCCCAUUAUGGGCUUCCUGUCAUCCCGAAAACAAGGGAUCAAUUAGAGCGGUGCGAGUUGAUACCUUUCCGACGAGCGGUCGCUGAGGGGAUUGAGACGGUCAUGACUGCUCAUAUCUCGUUGCCGUGUAUUGAUCUGACGCGUCCCGCGACGCUUUCUGCCAAAGCGUUGAAUAUCCUGCGCAAGGAUAUGGCGUAUGAUGGCAUGGUGAUUACAGAUUGUCUGGAGAUGGAUGGUAUCAGGUCCACAUUUGGCACUGAAGAGGGGUCGGUACUGGCCUUGCAAGCUGGUAGCGAUAGUCUGAUGAUCUGUCACACAUUUGAGGUGCAGUUAGCUUCGAUCAAGCGGGUCUGCGAAGCCGUAAAAUCUGGGGAGAUCGAUCAGUCACGAUUGGAAGAUGCUUGUCGCCAUGUCUCUGCCGUCAAGGACAAGUUUUUAACAUGGGAAUCAGCCCUGCGACAAUCAGACCUGACACACCUCAGCUCACUCAACAACGGGAUUGCUGAGAAAACGAUGGAUAUAUACUCUCGGUCGACGACUCUGGUCCGCGACAAGAACGACAUCCUCCCACUAUCUAAGACUUCGAUCAUCAUCUUCCUUUUCCCCGGCGACAAGAUUCCCGCCGGUGGCGCCGUUGACGGCGAAGGUAUGGGUAGACAGGGAUCAUUCCACUCCAGGAGGUACCUUGACGUCCUCCGUCAGCACAACAAUUCCAUUGCGGAAAUCAGAUAUGGCACCGCUGGUCUAACUGCGGAACAAUGGCAGGUCAUUGACGUCGCAGAUGUUGUCAUCUUCACUUCGCUCAAUGCCCGAGAAUCCGCAUACCAAGAAACCCUCGGACUCGAGCUUGCGGAGCGUGUUCGGUCGUUGGUUCACAUUGCUGCAUGCAAUCCUUACGACUUCCUCGAUGCUCCCAGUGUUAAAACAUACAUUACCACUUAUGAGCCGACCAUAGAGGCUUUUUCGGUGGCUGCCGAUAUCAUGUUCGGGACAAUGAUUCCUACCGGUGCCCUUCCAGUCGGACCUAAUGCAUUGACCAAGACUUCUGCGGUAGUGACACCCUUCGAAGCAGAAAAAGAUCUCGAAGGAAUCAUCCAAGUCUGGAACGCUGCUCUACAAGGCUACAUAAUUCCCAGCGAAAGCUUGCAACCCCUGAUUGUGCGUCCAAACGGCCACCACUUCGUCGCUCGGAUUGACUCCACCGUAGUAGGCUUUUGCUUAGCAUACAUCAACGCCGACGGCGAUCCAAGCACCGUUCACAUUGCAGUUCUCGCCGUGCUACCCAGCUACCAACGGCAAGGUGUCGGAAUAGCCCUUCUGGAAGAAACGCGUGCACACUUCCGGUCGAAAUAUGGGUUCAAUAGUGUGAAAUUGGGCAGCUCAUUCCCUCGCUUCUGGCCUGGUAUUCCACAAGAUCUCCCAGACACAGUACAACACUUUUUCAUCCACCGAGGCUUCCGACUGAGUCCUCCAACCGCUCGAUCGGUCGAUCUAUAUCAAGACAUCCAGAACUUCCAAUCGCCAGAAAAGUACACCACUCGCGCCAAGGAUCGUGGGUUCCACUUCGCGCCACUCAAGGCAAAAGAUUAUGAAGAUUGUCUAGUUGGCCAACGACGCAAUUUCUCGGAUAAAGCGGGCUGGGUGGAAGCAUAUGUCAAAUUACACCCCGAUCAAUACCCAGACAGUAUCAUGACAGCAUUCAAUUCCGAGGGAGAACAAGUAGGCUGGACAUUGAUGUUGGGACCAUCAAAGCUUCUCAACGAGACAUGGGCAUUCCCUCAAGCCUGUGGGCCCAAAACGGGACUGAUUGGAGCCGUCGGGAUCGACGAGCCUUACCGCAAGUCUGGUAUUGGAUUAGCGAUGAUCUGUCAUGCCGUGGAAAACAUGAAGAAAAGAGGCAUCGAAGGAGUUUUCGUUGAUUGGGUUGCUUUGGACGGCUGGUACGAGCAAGUGGGCUUCAAGACAUGGCGGAGCUAUCGACCAGGUGAGCUUUGA
Messenger RNA from Penicillium salamii, 2553 nucleotides. NCBI's taxonomy places the organism in Eukaryota, Fungi, Ascomycota, Eurotiomycetes, Eurotiales, Aspergillaceae. The record is from the annotation of a GenBank genome assembly.